Molecule: messenger RNA, 1948 nt
Organism: Camellia sinensis
Lineage: Eukaryota; Viridiplantae; Streptophyta; Magnoliopsida; Ericales; Theaceae
Product: cyclic dof factor 1
Biological process (GO): regulation of DNA-templated transcription
Molecular function (GO): DNA binding; DNA-binding transcription factor activity
Source: RefSeq, a predicted model, not a curated record
UCACGCUAUUUGUGCAUUUUUUUCUUUUUUCUUUUUUCUUUUUGAGUCUUUUUUGUGAAGACUUGAUUUCAUGUAUAUGUCUCCAAAAGUUUCCUCUCUCUGCACUUUGAGAGGAUUUCUCUGGGUUUUAAGACUUGAUAAACGUCUCUCUCUCAUCUAUGUUUGUGGAAGAAAAUGAACGGCGGAGAUUCGUCAGACACCAAGGAUCCAGCCAUCAAGCUCUUUGGAAAGACGAUUCCUCUCCCGGAAUGUCAUUUUCCGGGAAAGUCUGGCGAGAAAUCCGAUGUGGGUUGUCAGAUUCCGGACAAGUCCCAAGUUAUGGAGUUGUGUAGUGGAAUAUCAAAAACAGAAGCUGAGGAUGUUCAUUUCAAUGAGUCUGGAAAGCAAGGCAAGUCUUCUGGUUCGAAGGAUGGUCAGGAGGAGGACAACCCGGCUGAGACUAGCGGUGUCGACCAAGACAAGGCUUUCAAGAAACCUGACAAGGUCAUUUCAUGUCCUCGGUGCAACAGUUUUGACACUAAGUUCUGCUACUUCAAUAACUACAAUGUCAAUCAGCCUCGACAUUUUUGCAAGAAUUGCCAAAGAUAUUGGACAGCUGGUGGAACAAUGAGAAAUGUUCCUGUUGGUGCUGGCAGGCGAAAGAACAAGCACUUCUCUUCUCAAUAUCGUCAGAUAGUGGUGUCCCCCGAUUCAGUACCAGCAACAAGAAUCGAAAUCCCUGACUCUGUCAAUCAACAACUUUUCUCUUGUGGUGAAUCUCAGAGCACGUUGAAUCCUUUAACUAGCAGUGGAACAGUACUAAAAUUUGGUCCCGAAGGACAUUUAUGUGAAUCCAUGACAACUGUGCUUCAUCUCAAAGAUCAGAAAAGCUGUGCUUCUGAUUUUGGUUCGUCCAGAGAUAAAAGAGAGGACCCUCCCUCAUGUGGUUCUUCAAUUACAGCGUCCAGUAUCCAGGAAAAUCAGAUACCCGAAAAGGUUAACGAGCUUUCUCAGCCAAAUCCCUUGCAAUGUUAUCCAGUUCCUCCUUGGGUUUCCCCUUGGAAUCAAGCAUGGAGUGAUGGAGCUUCCAUGGUGGCAUCUCGGUGCUCUUCUGAACUGGUUUCUGCACCAGUUGAUGGUAAUCCAAACCCAAUUCAAUGGUGCUCGACACCAAUGCUUGCAGUUCCUGGAUUUUGCCCGCCUAGCAUUCCUCUACAGUUUGUACCUGCAUCAUAUUGGGGUUGCUUGCCUGUUUGGACAACAGGAACAAGACAUAUACCAAUGGUGGGAGUGGAUGGUGGCCAAUCUCCAUCAUUAUCCACUAGCAACAACUUACCAACGUUAGGAAAGCAUUCCCGGGAUGCAAAUUUGAUGGAUGAGGAGUCAGAUAAGUGUGUUUUAGUUCCCAAGACACUGAGAAUUGAUCACUCUGAUGAGGCUUCUAAGAGUUCUAUCUGGGGCACAUUAGGUUUUAAGUCUAACAAGAAAGAAACUGAAGAAUCAAGAUGUGGGAUUUUCAAACCAUUCAAACCUAGCGGCGGUGAAUGCAAGGGCCAUCCAUCAGAUACUACUCAGGUGUUAGAAGCCAACCCUGCAGCUCUUUCUCGCUCCCAUACAUUUCAAGAGAGCACCUAAAAAUGAAAUACGAUGAGCGUUUGAAGAAUUUGAUUUUGGCCGUUCGCUACAGGGUCUUUCGAGAAAUUUUAUGCUAGACUCUGGUUUGCACAAUAAAGUUAUGGAAGCAUUUUGGUUGCUGGAGAUUCAGAAGAUGCACACGUGAUCCACGAGUGGUGAAUUCAUCUGUUUUGGGUCUAUCAACGCUGUAAAUAGAAGAAUCUUGCGAGUUAAGUGGGUUGUUUUUGGUACUUGGCCUAUUUCAGGUUUGUCUAAUCCAGAAUUUUGUAAAUUGCAGUUCUUUUGCAUAACAAGGUUUAUUUUUUAUUAAAUCUUUAAUGAAUGCAAUAUUACA